Messenger RNA from Hibiscus syriacus, 1581 nucleotides. RefSeq lists its product as uncharacterized. The coding region runs from base 1 to 1581 and encodes 526 amino acids. The transcript has 4 exons. NCBI's taxonomy places the organism in Eukaryota, Viridiplantae, Streptophyta, Magnoliopsida, Malvales, Malvaceae. The record is from RefSeq and is a predicted model, not a curated record.
AUGGUUAUUAGAGGUUCAAAGAAUAAAUUUGAAAUCCUUAGUGCUGUUGACCCUGGUAAUCUGUUGGAAAUCUCUACUGCUGAUUCUAGUAAAAAACAGAGAGGGUUGUCUGAUCAUCCUUUCACUGGUCCUUUAUUUACGUGGACAAAUAAGCAACAAGAUACAUUCCUGUCACACAAGCUGGACCGAAUCCUUGUCAAUUCCAACUGGAUUGAAACUUUUCCAUCUUAUGAUGUCGAAUUUCAGGCCCCUGGGAAUUCUGAUCACUGCCCAGGACUCGUUUGGUUACACAAGAAAAUCCAUGCUGCUAUGCCUAAGCCAUUUAAGUUUUUUAACUUUUGGACUGAGUAUCCCAACUUCAUGACCAUUAUCAUGGAAUCCUGGCAGGCCCCAGUUAAUGUUAAUCCAAUGAGCUGCUACAGUGAUAUAUCGGGGCGAGUUAGGGAUAAAAGAGAGGAAUUGAAGAGUUUGUAUCUUGUCAAUCUUGAUCCAUCCACUUCUAGUAUGAACAUUCAUGUUGAAGUGGAAACCGAGAGGGAAUUAAGGACCCUUGAGGAGAUGGGGGUAGCUGACCCUGAGGCUAAGGGCAGUAAUGUUAGUACCAUUAAGGAGUUACUUGGCUAUUCUUUUCCAAGGAAUGCAACUGACACCUUAUGCAAGGAUAUCUCUGAUGCUGAGAUUAAGGAGGAACUUGUUAGGGGUUACUCUAGGAAGAAUAUAUCUCCUAGAUGUGCACUCAAAAUCGACUUGCAGAAGGCUUUCGAUUCCUUAAACUGGGAGUUUGUAGGUGUGAUCUUGCAUGCUUUGGGAUUUCCUGAUAAAUUCAUUAGCUGGAUAUGGGCUUGCUUUACUAACCCUAGGUACUCUAUUGUUCUCAAUGGUAGUCUUGUUGGAUAUUUUAUAGGAGCUAGAGGUGUGAGACAGGGUGAUCCCAUUUCACUCUACAUCUUUAUUCUUGCCAUGAAUGUGCUUUCAAACCUCUUGAAUGUGGCUGCUUUAAAUGGGGUCUUUGGUUAUCAUCCUAAGUGCAAAAGGAUUGGGCUUACCUACCUUUGCUUUGUGGACGAUCUGCUCAUUUUCUGCAAGGGAUCUAUUGAUUCUGUCAUAGGGGUGCAGGUUAUCCUAGACCAUUUCUACUCCAUGUCAGGUUUGAAGUUAAAUGCUAGCAAGUGUCAGAUAUAUGUUACUGGUAUUCCUGCUGAGCAAAUCAGUUUCAUCAGGGAAUUUACUGGCUUCAAUUUGGGUACCCUCCCAGUUCGGUACCUGGGUGUUCCUCUGGUUACUAGGAAAUUGGUUGUGAAUGAUUGUCAAGCUCUUAUUGACAAGCUCAGGGAAAAGUUAAGUUUAUGGGCUAAUAAGCACCUUAGCUUUGCUAGGAGGUUACAACUCAUUCGUUCCGUUCUGCUAAGCAUCUCGAACUAUUGGUGUAGGCAACUUAUACUGUCGUAUCCAAUCAUUAGGAAAGUGGAGCAAUUGUGUUCCCGUUUCUUUUGGAAUGGGGCUGAUGUGCUUGCUAGAGGUGCAAGAGUUAAUUGGAAGAUAAUUUGCCUUAUGAAAUCUGAAGGGGGAUUGGGGUUAUAA